Molecule: messenger RNA, 1955 nt
Organism: Nelumbo nucifera (sacred lotus)
Lineage: Eukaryota; Viridiplantae; Streptophyta; Magnoliopsida; Proteales; Nelumbonaceae
Biological process (GO): DNA repair; protein K63-linked deubiquitination
Cellular component (GO): BRCA1-A complex; BRISC complex
Molecular function (GO): cysteine-type deubiquitinase activity; protein binding; metallopeptidase activity
Source: RefSeq, a predicted model, not a curated record
UAAUUUCCAGGAGAUCUAUAGACGUUUGAUUGGUUUACCAUGAUAUCAUCAACGACGGUGAACGAUGAUUUGUUUCACAGAUCAAACCGCAUACAAGUCCGGUAUCAAUUUUUUCUGAGGGCUACUGGUCUUACCACAUCAGCGUGCGCUGAGAUCCAGGCAUCCAGCGCCUAGAAGCUCUCUCCUUGCUUCCUCUCGGCUCAGGUAAGGCGGAGCCUAGAGGAUCUUAGGAAUCUGGUUCUAUCCAUCUUCAGGACUUCAGGUUUCCGAAGGAAAAAUUGAGAACAGAAUAAGAACAAAAAUGUCUUUAACGUGUGUGAAAAUGUCGGAAGAUGUCUGGUUAACAUGCCUUACGCAUGCAUUGUCUACGGAGACAGAAGAAAUCAUGGGUCUUCUUCUCGGAGACAUCCAGUACUUAAACAAUGGGAGUGCAACCGCACUAAUCUGGGGAGCAUCACCUCAGACGCGGUCUGAUCGUCGCAAGGAUCGGGUAGAGACUAAUCCAGAACAAUUAGCUGCUGCAUCAGCUCAGGCUGAGAGAAUGACACUGGCAACAGGAAGAACAACAAGAGUGAUUGGGUGGUAUCAUUCACAUCCACACAUUACAGUUCUUCCAUCCCAUGUCGAUGUUCGGACCCAGGCCAUGUAUCAACUUUUAGAUUCUGGGUUCAUUGGAUUGAUAUUUUCUUGUUUCAGUGAAGAUGCUCACAAGGUUGGAAGAAUCCAGGUCAUUGCGUUCCAGUCCUUGGAUGGGAAGCAGAAGCAUGUGUCAAGACCAGUUUCUGUAUCCCCUGUUAAUAGCAGUUCAAUUAUAGAGGUAGACUCAUCUUGGAAUUCUUCAGAGAAUGUUGCAACAAGAUCUGGCUCUGUCAGGACAGAAAGCCUUGAACAGGAUACUGCUGAUUCAAGAACUACCAUGAGACCUUCUAAAGGUGUAGGAAGAGCAUCAGACUUGGAAGGUUUUUUUGCUCAUGCUGAUGUCAACUAUCUUGGGAAAGAGAAAAUGGGAGGAAACUACCAUGCUGACAACCUACAAAAUGCCAUUGUUGAUGUAGACUCCAUGGACAUGACUGCAAGUAUGCAGGAGGCAAUGCACCGGUCAAAUUUGGACAUGAGUGGUGCAGAAUAUGUCAGGAAGGAAAUUCCUUUGAUAGUCUCGCCAACAUCAUCUCUUUUAAAGCUCGAUUCUCCUUUAACUUCAUUCAUGGAGUUGCAGCGGGUAUUGUUUGAGGAGGAGAGGGCAGCAUAUAACCAAGCCAUUUUACAGAAUAUGCGGGAUGGGAAGAUACAUCCCCUCGCCUUCAUCCAUCACACAUCAACAUACCAGGCUUCAAUGUGCAAGUUAAUGGAGUAUUGUUUAAGUCCUGCUAUAAGUGCUCUUCAGGACCGUUUGAGAGAAAAUGAAAUUAGGUUGGCCAUGCUGACGGAGGAAGCUAAGACAUUGGAGAUCGAUGCAAUCAGAGGGAGUGAAUCAAAUAUGGAGUCUACUAGGAAUUAUCCUACUCAUGGGCAUCGGGGCAGUCCACAACUGGGUCAGAGGGAUUCUUAUAAUUCUUCAGACUCGACUAGUCAGAGGUCUCCUGUUGGCAUCAGUAGCCGGAGUAGAAAAGGUUCUUAAUGUAAGACAUUCAUGUUUCCUUUUGAGGCAUUAUGCAAGUCUUGUUUCUUGUGCUGCACCUCCCCUUCUUUUCCCUUGUUUUUGUAACUUGCAGAUGCUUGGUAAGAUCUAAGAUGCUCAAAUUGUACUAUAUUAGAACACUAUUUAGGGGUUGAAAUAUGGUUGUUCCAUAUCUUGUAAAUGAAAGAUUCAGGAUUCAAACACCUCUCCUCUUCCACCCCCUUUUUUCUUGAAGUUGGGUGGAAAGAUUAAAAAGGGGCGACGCCCAUGUACAAAGGGCCAUGUCUUUUAUGACAAAACUCCUCAAACUUCAAGAACUACUUGAAUGUUAAUUUCA